Molecule: messenger RNA, 675 nt
Organism: Homarus americanus (American lobster)
Lineage: Eukaryota; Metazoa; Arthropoda; Malacostraca; Decapoda; Nephropidae
Product: basic proline-rich protein-like
Exons: 2
Coding region: 1-675 (224 amino acids)
Source: RefSeq, a predicted model, not a curated record
AUGGCCACAUACGCACUGCACCACACUGAUGGAUCACAUACGUACCGCACCACACUGAUGGCCACAUACCGCACCACACUGAUGGCCACAUACUGCACCACACUGAUGGCCAUCAUCCGCAACCACACUGAUGGGCCGGCUCUCCUCCCACCUCUUUCGCCCGGCCCGGCCCGGCCUGGCCCGGCUCCGCUCGGGCCCGGCCCGCCCGGCUCUCUUGCCCGCCCGCCCGCCCGCCCGCCCGCCCGACGCCCGCCCGGCCCGGCUCGGCUCAGCUCCGGCCCGGCUCUGUCGCCCGGCCCGGCUUGUUCCGGCCCGGCCUGGCCUGACCUGGCUCUGCCCAACCCGGCUCAGCCCCGCGCUCUUGCCCGCCCGCCCGCCUCGCCCGCCCGCUCACAGUGCCUGCCUGGCUCGGCUCGGCUGGCUCUGCCGCCCCGCCCACCUGCCCGGCUUUUCCCUGCCCGGCCCAACCUGGCCCGGCCUGGCCCUGCUUUCCGCCUGGCCGCCCGGCUCCGUCUGCCCGGCUCUCGCCCGGCUCUGCCCCUGCCCGGCCUUCCCGCCUCUGCCCCGCCCCGCCUCCCGGCUCGGCUCGGCCUGCCUGCCCGCCCGGCCUGCUCCACCUGGUUUGCCUCGCCCUCGCUCGGCUUCUCACCCGACCUGCCCGGCUGUCUCGCCUGA